Hirsutella rhossiliensis is the source of this 1149-nucleotide messenger RNA. RefSeq lists its product as uncharacterized. The transcript is spliced from 5 exons. The record is from RefSeq and is a predicted model, not a curated record. Lineage: Eukaryota; Fungi; Ascomycota; Sordariomycetes; Hypocreales; Ophiocordycipitaceae. The coding region runs from base 1 to 1149 and encodes 382 amino acids.
AUGGCGAGUGUGUGCAAUCGAAAGAGACCGAACACAGACCGUCUCUCCCAAGAUAGCACUCCAGCGAGGCGACUCAAGGCGGCGAGAGGCCAUCGAGAGACCAACUUUCCACCCUCGUUUUGGGACGACUUGUCCAAGGUUUGGCUCACGCCGCGUGCCUUGCGAGAACUCGAUCGGCGAAGCAAGGCCCCGCGCCAGCCCACGCUGCCCAUAGCCCCGGUUGACGGAGACCUUGCUCGAUUUGCAAGACGCGGCGGUCCAGAUCUUCGUCAUCUCCGAGGGUUCUCUGGCCCGACGCAAGACACGCCCGUCAUGGAUGCCACUCCAUCCUCCUCGACGCCUUCUCGAAGUCGACGGACGCAAUCGACAAAGGCAAUCAAGGUUGACACCAGAAGCGGCAAGUCUUCCGCAUACAACAAGGACUUUCAACAACAUCUUAUCGACCAUAAGAUAUAUCCGGUAGGAUACGACUAUACGGACGGCCUUCCGGAUCCUGAACCUGGCAAUUUGGGCGAUACUUAUGAUGAGCUGAAGCAAAACGUUCUCUUCACCGAGCUCGAGCCCAUCACGAGCGAAAGCGCGGUAAAGCCGAAACCGGACUUCUUCGACGGAGCUCGCCUACAAGACCUUAGUCAAGAGCUCAGGGACGAUCAGAAUCUUCGAUCAACUAUCUUCCCCACCAAGCACCCCCGCGUCCCGGUAGCACCAAACUUCUUCCUCGAAGCGUGCUACGAUGGGGCAUACGGGGCCCGCAUUAUGCAGGAUUUGCAAAAAUACGGAGAGGCCGAACCGAUAUACGACGGCAAUGCGUACACAUACAGCUCGACUUAUUACGCCGGCACCGGCACGCUUCAGCUCUACGCGCACCACGCUACGGCGCCGAGCACCGUAGAAGGGCGGCCCGAGUACCAUAUGACCCAGAUUGACACCUGGGGGAUGACUGGCAACGUGGACGCUUUCCGACGCGGCGCUACAGCAUUUAGGAACGCCAGAUAUGUGGCGAACCGGCACCGAAAUGCAUUCAUACGGACCGCGAACGCCAGAGCAGCUCAAGCUGCUAGAUUGGUUCAAGAAGACAUCACCGAGGCACCCGGACAAGGGCGGCCCGAAUACCACAUGUCCCAGCUAGGAGCCAUUCAGGAACGCUAG